AUGCAACCCAAUUUUUUUCAGGAUAUCGAUCAGUGCAAAGAAGCGUGUCGUCAGUUCGAUUGUGCCGCAGUGAAUCUGUUCCAGUUGGGCGAAUUCGCAUUCAAGUGUGAGAUUCUCGGCACAUUGUACGGAAUGAGUCCAGCCACUGGAUCUGCAUGCUACUACGCGUCAGACGUGGCUGGAGGCUUAGGAGGUCUAGGAGGCCUCGGAGGCCUCGGAGGACUAGGAGGUUACGGAGGUCUGGGAGGCAUGGGAGGUUAUUACGGUGCUUAUGGACGACGACGAAAGUAA
Molecule: messenger RNA, 291 nt
Organism: Cooperia oncophora
Lineage: Eukaryota; Metazoa; Nematoda; Chromadorea; Rhabditida; Trichostrongylidae
Source: the annotation of a GenBank genome assembly